UGUGGGAAAAGAUGAUGUUGUUGCGGAGGCUGCAUUGACAAAUAGAAGAAAGGGGGUCAAAAGGAGAAAAGGUCGACACCUUCGGGUGACCCUGAAGACUCUUCCCUGCCGGUGACUCCCGUGUUCGUGCUGGCUCCGACCCAAAGAGUCGCUCGUACUACCAUGUUUCGUGUGAGAUCGUCUCAAGCAGUAGAACCCUUCUGUAGCAGAUCUAAUAGCCAGGACAUCGGAUAGAGCCCUGAGUGGCCCGUUGGUCUUGCGCUUCCUGACCAAACGAGCUGUGCGUAAAUACGCUCGAAGGAAGUAGAAGCGGAACCAAAAGACGCGUUUUAAAUGACGGAAUUCUCAUGUCGCACAUCGUACUGAGUCGAUCUUUUGAAAAAAAUUACAUUAAAUAUAUUUUUUUAUUCUCUAGGUUCGCGAGGCGGAUGGAGUGAAUCGUGCAGAAAGGAGGAGAGUUAGACUGCAGUUUGGUUGCGUGUGAUGAUAGGAGACACAAUGACGCUCUUGUCUCUUCUGGGUCGGAUCAUGCGCUAUUUUCUCCUCAGGCCUGAGACGUUGUUUCUGUUGUGCAUCAGUCUGGCGCUGUGGAGCUACUUCUUUCACACCGACGAGGUGAAAACCAUCGUCAAGUCCAGCAGGGAUGCCGUGAAGAUGGGGAGGAGAGACCACAUGGAGGACCGGUUCGAGGUGCUCACCGACAUUGCCAACAAGAGCCACCCGUCGAUAUUCGCGAUUUUCGAUGGUCACGGUGGAGAGGCUGCAGCUGACUAUGCAAAAGCCCACCUGCCUGAGACUCUGAAGCAGCAGCUGCAGGCCUUUGAGAAAGAGAAGAGAGAUGGCGCUGCGUCGUACACCAGCAUCCUCGAGCAGCGUAUCCUGUCCGUGGACCGUGAGAUGCUAGACAAACUCUCUGUCAACCAUGAUGAAGCAGGUACCACGUGCCUGGUGGCACUGCUGUCAGAUCGAGAGCUCACGGUGGCCAAUGUUGGAGAUUCCCGAGGGGUGCUGUGUGACAAAGAUGGGAAUGCAGUUGCACUGUCACAUGACCACAAGCCGUACCAGCUUAAAGAGCGCAAGAGGAUCAAGAGGGCAGGAGGAUUCAUUAGCUUUAACGGAUCCUGGAGAGUCCAGGGAAUCCUCGCUAUGUCCCGCUCCCUGGGCGACUACCCGCUGAAGAACCUCAACGUAGUUAUUCCCGACCCUGACGUAAUGACCUUUGACCUGGACAAACUGCAACCAGAGUUUAUGAUCCUCGCAUCCGACGGGCUGUGGGACGCCUUCAGUAACGAGGAGGCGGUGCGAUUUGUCCGCGAGCGACUAGACGAGCCUCACUUCGGUGCCAAGAGCAUCGUCCUCCAGUCCUUCUACCGCGGCUGCCCCGACAACAUCACUGUCAUGGUGGUGAAGUUUAAAAGUGGAGCUGGGGGGAGCAGCAAGGCGGGUUAGCAGGACGGGGUUGAGUGAAGAGCUCUCACUGUGAUUUAUCCGGAUCCCGAGGAAAACGAUCCCAGGACACGGGUGAAGCAUGACUACUAAAAACUACUUUGGACGAGUGCAUUUACCUACAGGCAUAUGCACACAUACCUACUAACAAACAUAAAACCGGUUUACUUUGUGACAUCAGAUUUGGAAAAAAAAAUGCAUUUAAACAAAUGCAUCAUCACCAUCUUCUGUAUGAAUGAAUAAUUCCUAAAAUAUCAAAGAACACUGCAGACAUGCAGGAUUUGCUCUGAACCAGCACACAUUAGUCUGUGAUGACUUUAUUAUACAUACACACGACUGAUGCAGCUCCUCUGGAUGUUUUUAUUUUCUUUAGAGAAAAAAAGUUGUGCCUGUGCAAGAGAUACUGUUUAAUUACAACACGGUGCUGCAAAUGCAACUGCUAAAUCACCCCCUGGCUUGCAGCAUUUUGAUGACACACUGGAUCGUUGUACAUUUUGACUUGAAAACAUUUGUGAGAAGACACGUGAAAGGAUGCUGAACACAAAGCUAAUGCUCUGAGUGUAAAACACUCACCUUCUGCACACUUGACCGAAAGUGGAAUGCAUUUAAUUUUAAGUCUUUCUUCAUAAAGAUAGAUGAUGACAGUAUAAACAUUCAAGGAGAAAACCCCUAAAACUGUAAGAACUGGAUGAUGGUAGAUUAUUUUUAGAACAGUUACAUUUUUCUUAUUUGUUGUUUCAAAACAUAAAAUUUUGAAUUUGUGAUUGUUAUCUAAAUGUUAUACUAAAAUCUUAAAAUGUUUAAUGUGGGGUAGGGGUGGACCGAUAUAUCAGGCGUGUUAUUUAAAAAAAGUUAUAUACCUGCAUCGGCCGAUAUUUCUCCUUAGUGAAGCUAAUUUAAAUUCAGGCACAUCCUCAGGCAGCCCUGUGCUGUUGCAGAAUUUGAUUUAAAUUUUACGUUCACAUCUGCAUAAUAGAUACUCUAAAAUAACUUUAUGUAGGUGUCUUAACACUGAGCAGUGCACAAAGUUCAGUUUAGCAGUUUGUUAAAAUCAGAGUUCAAAAACUGAUUCAGUUUCAGAAAUGUGCAUCAUCUGAUAUCAUUAGUGAUAUAGUAGCAUGAAAUCAGGUGGAAAAAGUCUGGGUAUUGGUCAUGAAUAUCGGCAGUACAUAUCGGCCAUCGGCUGACUACGUCUCCUACAUAUCAGCAUCGGUAUCGGCAAUAGAAAAACCAGUAUCGGUCAAACUCUAAUGUGACGUUUCUGGAAUUGACCAAUCAUCUGCAUUAGGAGCUGAGAUCAUCAGUAUAAAUGGAUUUCUCUGUGGUUUCACUUAGUUAAAGUGGUUUUUGAAAAUUUGCAUAUUUUUCCCCACUUCCUGAAAGAGUAGUUACUUCUGAAACCUUCAUAGUAAUACAACAUUUAUUUACUUAUUUAUUUAAUUAUUUAUUGGGACAAAAACUUGAUUCCAAAGCAGCAUUUCAAGUUUGCAGAAUGUGGGUGAUACUCAAAGACAUAUUUGGGGCGAAAUGCCAAGUUAGAAUGAGGAAAAUAAAAAGCAUUAACAGCAUAUGUGCUUCUUUUUAAAACCGUUUUAAUUCUGAAUGCUAACUCCUACAUAUCGGCAGAUGUUCACACUGUCGGUACCUCAGUAAGGUUUUGAUGUAUGUAAAACCUGACUUUCAACCUGAAAUGCUCUUCUGCAAUGUUAUGGAGCUAAUCUGAGCUGUUCCCUCAACCUGGGUCUCGUCUGCAGCAAGGCAUGUCUUUGGCUUCUCCAUGUUAAUGAACCAGGUACUUACACAUGUUUGUCACAGGACACUGAUGGUGGCUUUGACCUAGAAAGUCCUCUGGACGAAGAGAUGACUCAUGCAGACUGCAUGCUGCAGCUAUGGAAGCUGCAGAAAUAUGAUCCUGAAGCAAUACGGACAGCAGCGACACAUCAGAGAAAGUUCCAGUAAACCAUACUUGAUUGAUUACUGUUUUCAGUUCAGCUGUUAGCACCUACCGUAUGUACAGUCUAUGGUUAGCACUGUAGACGCUUGAUGUUUCAUUAGCUGAGAGCAACAAUGAGAUUUUUUUUAUUUAACAUUUAACCUAAUGCCUUAUUUAUUGUUAAUUUUUUGGGGAUGUUUCUGGCAGAAUACCAAAUCGCCAUCAAUAUGUUUUUUUCCCCAUCCUUCUGUAUGCAAGCAAAAGUUUACAAUAAAACAUUUUACCAGAGAACCCA
Nothobranchius furzeri (turquoise killifish) is the source of this 3674-nucleotide messenger RNA. It is a transcript of the gene ppm1la, whose product is annotated as protein phosphatase, Mg2+/Mn2+ dependent, 1La. Gene Ontology annotation, molecular function: cation binding; protein serine/threonine phosphatase activity. The record is from RefSeq and is a predicted model, not a curated record. Gene Ontology annotation, cellular component: cytosol; nucleus. NCBI's taxonomy places the organism in Eukaryota, Metazoa, Chordata, Actinopteri, Cyprinodontiformes, Nothobranchiidae. Gene Ontology annotation, biological process: positive regulation of canonical Wnt signaling pathway; negative regulation of canonical NF-kappaB signal transduction; positive regulation of canonical NF-kappaB signal transduction.